CCUCAUUUCUUCAAUCCACCAUAAAAAGCUAAAAAAGCUACAUUACAUAUUAUUAUUCUUUCCCCAUCUCUCUCAAUCAUCGGAAUCUCCGGUCAAUCAAGCAUAGAUCGAUAGAUACAGAGAGAGAUAUAUAGAUAUAGAGCGAGAGAUACUCUUUAUACGAUUGUUAAUUUCCGAUUACUUAUCCGAUUUCAACCAGAAAUCGUUGCGAUUGAAUUAGGUUUUCGGUUAUCUAAAUUAGGGUUUCAAUUAGGCGUGUUGUUGUUGUUGUGUUGUAGAAGAAGCAUAAGUUCGUGUUGAUUAUGGAUUCGGAAGAUGAUAUGCAUGACGCUAACGAUGUUGAGUCGGUUGAUGAUGACUUCUACAGUGGAGAAACUGCUAUGGAGUCCGAUGAUGGUGAUGCAGCUGAUUAUGAGUUUAUUGAUAAUGAUUCUGAUGAGGAUGAUGAUCCUGUGUCUCAUCGUAGUCAGCAGAACUAUACCAUAUUAAAUGAAGCUGAUAUUCAUCUGCGUCAAGAGGAUAACAUCAAGAAGAUAUCUUCUAUACUUUCGAUUUCGAGUGAUGAAGCUGCCAUAUUACUCCGCCACUAUAACUGGAGUGUUAGCAAAGUGAAUGAUGAAUGGUUCGCCAAUGAAGAAAAGGUUCGCAGAAUUGUUGGACUAUUGGAAGAAUCACGUGCACUUCCCAGGGGCAAAGAGUUAACAUGUGGGAUUUGCUUUGAAGUGUAUACCUGUGAUAAAAUGAGUUCUGCUGCUUGUGGUCAUCCUUUUUGUGUUACUUGCUGGCAAGGAUACAUAAGUACUGCUAUUAACGAUGGGCCUGGAUGCUUGAUGUUGAGGUGUCCUGAUCCAUCUUGCGGUGCGGCUAUCGGUCAAGAUAUGAUUAUUAAAUUGGUUUCACAUGAUGACAGAGAGAAGUAUGAACGUUACUUCCUUAGAUCCUUUGUGGAAGAUAAUCGAAAGACAAAAUGGUGUCCUGCUCCUGGUUGUGACUAUGCUGUGGACUUCAUUGUUGGCGGUGGAACCUUUGAUGUUACCUGCCGUUGCUCAUAUAGCUUUUGCUGGAAUUGUACUGAAGAAGCUCACCGGCCAGUUGAUUGUGACACCGUCUCAAAGUGGAUUAGGAAGAACAGUGCAGAAUCAGAAAACAUGAACUGGAUAUUAGCUAAUUCAAAACCAUGUCCCAAGUGCAAGCGGCCAAUUGAGAAAAAUCAAGGAUGCAUGCAUAUUACUUGUACACCACCUUGCAAAUUUGAAUUUUGCUGGCUUUGUCUUGGUGCAUGGUCUGAUCAUGGUGAAAGGACAGGUGGUUUUUAUGCAUGCAACCGUUAUGAGGCUGCAAAACAAGAGGGAGUGUAUGAUGACACGGAAAAGCGGAGAGAGAUGGCAAAAAAUUCUUUAGAAAGAUACACCCAUUUUUAUGAAAGAUGGGCUACAAAUCAGUCGUCUAGACAAAAGGCUCUGGCAGAUCUUCAGCAAAUGCAAAACAUACAUCUUGAGAAGCUGAGUGACAAGCAGUGCCAGCCUGAAUCACAACUUAAGUUCAUAACAGAGGCCUGGUUACAGAUAGUUGAAUGUAGACGGGUACUAAAGUGGACCUAUGCUUAUGGAUAUUAUUUGCCUGCACACGAGCAUGCCAAAAGGCAGUUAUUUGAGUACUUGCAAGGCGAGGCAGAAUCUGGGUUGGAAAGACUUCAUCAAUGUGCAGAGAAGGAACUAUAUAGUUACCUUAAUGUUGAUGGGCCUUCAAAGGACUUCAAUGAGUUUCGUAUGAAACUAGCUGGGCUGACCAGUGUGACACGUAAUUACUUUGAGAAUCUAGUUCGGGCUCUAGAAAAUGGUCUCUCAGAUGUGGAUGCCCGUGGUGGGACCAGCCGAACCGGUGGCUCACGAGGAUUAGGAGCUGGCAGCAGCAAAAACAGUAGGAACAAAGGAGCCGCACCACCCGCAGCCAGAUCACGAAACAUAGAUGAUUCUGGUCACUGGUCAUGUGAGUAUUGUACAUUUGCUAAUGUAAGGUCAGCCAACGUGUGCCAAAUGUGCCAGCAUCGUCGAUGAGGCGAAUAGUAGUGGUCGAGAAGAAAUAGUUUUACAUUUAAUUUCAACUGUUGUUGUAUGUAUAUAUCUUCUAAAAUACGUCAUGUAUUUUAAUACACGUUUCCGUGUACGCUUCGUACAAGUUUAGAGUGCGGAAAUUGUUGUGAUCAAGUUUAUGACUUAAAUUGAUUCAAAUGAUACCAAAUUGAUACUUGAUUACGUGUGUUGUUUUAUAUAUGGAUGUUGUCUUCAUGUAA
Helianthus annuus (common sunflower) is the source of this 2293-nucleotide messenger RNA. Its product is annotated as probable E3 ubiquitin-protein ligase ARI8. Gene Ontology annotation, molecular function: ubiquitin protein ligase activity; ubiquitin conjugating enzyme binding; zinc ion binding. The record is from RefSeq and is a predicted model, not a curated record. Lineage: Eukaryota; Viridiplantae; Streptophyta; Magnoliopsida; Asterales; Asteraceae. The transcript has 15 exons. Gene Ontology annotation, biological process: protein polyubiquitination; ubiquitin-dependent protein catabolic process; positive regulation of proteasomal ubiquitin-dependent protein catabolic process. Gene Ontology annotation, cellular component: ubiquitin ligase complex; cytoplasm. Bases 303 to 2057 code for a protein of 584 amino acids.